UUUAAAAACAAGUGUCAGGAUUGGUUACGUUAAUCAUUUGUUACCACUCAUGUAAGCUGUGGCCUUUUCUAUAACUGCCCUAUGUUAACAGUUUAAUGAAGUUUUCUUCUAACUCCAAAGUGUUAGGUGUUUUCGGUAUGUGGCAUUUGACUUAGAAGUUGGGGGUGUUGGCUGUUGCUUUAGGGUAUGUCACAUGCUGCAUUGUGCUUUAACAGUUAUUUUUAUGUUCUCCAUUCCAUUUUCUCUAUAUUCCUGCUCAGCCUUCUUUGUAUCCUAGCCUGUCCCUCAGAGUGUCUUGCAGUGAGUUUCGCGGAGCUAAUGAUUAAUGUAUACUUACUAUGCGCCUUCAGUUAGCACUUUAUCUGUAUCACUUAAUGUAGUCUUCCCAACAGCGUUUUCAGAGAGUCCAGUUGGACCUCGUUAACUAGAGGAUAGAGGCUUGUGAGACGUUGAUUAUGUUUGUAAGGCCAUGUAAGCUGCUGGAGUUGAGGUUAAGUUCUACUCUUCCUGAUUUGGGCUUCAGAACUCUGCAGUGCAAGCUGUGCUUAGGAAGAGCUCCUUUGAUCUGUCUUUGAAGAAAGUAGUGAGUGGGCGGGACUAAGUGAAAGGAGUACAGUUACAGCAUUUUAGUAAAGGGAAGGAAGCAGGGAUCGUUGUCUAAUUAAGAGAGCCCUUUGUGCCAGCGAGUGCAGCUCAAGCAGAACUGGUUUUGUCCCUGGACCAGUAAUUAGUUCUUUCUGGAACAGUGAGAUUAACAUCUAAAAUAAUUAGACCAUGUAUAUUGUUUAAUUGGAGGUCAAGGGUGAGGUUUGUGUUGGUUGGAAAGAAAUGUGAAAGAAGUAGUAAUUGAGCUUCGCUUCAGAAAGGGGGUGGGAUUAGGGGUUUAGGUAGGCGCUCUGAGUUUGAGUAAGCUUUGUUAUAGCCUUGUCUCUGACAAGCCAUGCAAGAGUGUCUUUAACAGUGAUGGGAAUGAUACCAGUGCUAUAUUUCAGGGUUGUAGGUCCAAAAUAAAUAUUUCCAACACUGUGGACUGUAGAGUGCUGCUUUCCUGAUGGUGGGAUAUCUACUUUUACUAACUUUCCUCAAUCUAAACUUUCAUUAUUAUUCCCCUUUUUAUAUGCAUAAUAUUUUUACCACUUGAGAGCAACUUGCAAACAAGAUGCCCUUCUACCCCUAAAAACUUGUGUGUUUUCUACAACCAAAGGCAUUUAAAAAAAAAAAAUAAUUCCAGUGCCAUUCUCAUAGGGGAAACAACACUGGCAUUCAUAAUGUAAUGCAAAGACCUUAUUAACAUUUUAUGUGUUAUCUCAGCACUGUUUGUCACAGCAAGGCAAAAAGAAAAGUUUUUCUGGUCAGAGAUUCAAUGCAAGGUCACAGGUUGUAUUUGGUUUAGCUGCCUGUACUCUGGACCUGGUUGGCAGUUUUUGUUCUGCAGUUUUCUGGUGUGUAAAGAGUGAAUGCUGUUUUGUAGGUUGUUUCUCUGUUUCUGUUUGCUCCUCAUUAGAUCCAGAGCUGUGUUUGGGGCAGAGGCAGCAUAGGACUGAGGUGCUUUUCUUUGUGUGGGAAGUCACUUUAUCUCACUGCUGCAGAUGUUAAACAAGUGCUUGGGUAAGGGGGCAUAUGUCAGGUUUCAUCAUACUUUGAGGACAUGGAUUUAGUGCAAGAAGAAGAACAGUUGAUGGAAGAAAAGAAAAAGAAAAAAGACGACAAGAAAAAGAAGGAAGCUGCUCAAAAGAAGGCCACUGAACAAAAAAUCAAAGUGCCAGAACAGAUAAAGCCCAGUGUAAGCCAGCCUCAGCCUGCCAACUCUGAUAACGGCACUUCCACAGCAACCAGCACUAAUAAUAAUGCCAAGCGAGCUACAGCCAGCAAUCAGCAGCCGCCGCCGCCGCCGCAGCAGCAGCAGCAGCAGGAGCAGCAGCAGCCACAGCCACAGCCACAGGCCUUGCCUCGGUAUCCUCGUGAAGUACCUCCAAGAUUUCGCCACCAGGAACACAAACAGCUUCUAAAGAGGGGUCAGCAUUUUCCUAUCAUAGCAGCAAACCUGGGAUCUGCUGUUAAGGUGUUAAACAGCCAAUCAGAAAACAGUGCUGUAACAAAUCAACCACCGCAAAAUAACGGAGAGGUGCAGAACAGCAAAAGCCAGUCAGAUAUAAAUCAUAAUACUUCAGGAUCCCAUUAUGAAAAUUGCCAGCGGGGACCUGUGUCUUCUACAAGUGACUGUAGCACAAGCUGUAAGAAUGCUGUAAACGACUUGUUGGAAAAAGAAGCAUGGCCCUCAGCCCCUGGCAGUGAUCCUGAAUUGGCUUCAGAAUGUAUGGAUGCUGAUUCUGCCUCCAGUUCUGAGUCAGAGAGAAACAUCACUGUCAUGGCUUCAGGGAACACUGGUGGUGAAAAAGAUGGCCUUCGGAACAGCACUGGACUCGGUUCUCAAAACACGUUUGUGGUUGGUAGCAGCAGCAAUAAUGUGGGCCACGGAAGUAGUACCGGGCCAUGGGGCUUCCCCCAUGGAGCCAUAAUAAGCACAUGUCAGGUCUCUGUGGAUGCUCCUGAAAGCAAAUCAGAAAGUAGUAACAAUAGGAUGAAUGCUUGGGGCACUGUAAGUUCUUCAUCAAAUGGAGGGUUAAAUCCAAGCACUUUGAAUUCAGCUAGCAACCAUGGUGCCUGGCCAGUAUUAGAAAACAAUGGACUUGCCCUAAAAGGGCCUGUAGGGAGUGGGAGUUCUGGCAUCAAUAUUCAGUGUAGUACCAUAGGCCAGAUGCCUAACAAUCAGAGUAUCAACUCUAAAGUCAGUGGCUCUUCUACCCAUGGUACCUGGGGUAGCCUUCAGGAAACCUGUGAGCCUGAAGUAAGUGGUACACAGAAGGUUUCAUUCAGUGGUCAACCUCAGAAUAUCACCACUGAACCGACUGGACCAAAUAACACUACUAACUUUAUGACCUCUAGUUUACCAAACUCCGGUUCAGUACAGAAUAAUGAACUGCCUACAAGUAAUCCAGGGGCCUGGCGUGUGAGCACAAUGAAUCAUCCUCAGAUACAGGCUCCGUCAGUUAUGAAUGGCACUUCCCUUUCUCACCUUAGUAAUGGAGAGUCAAAAACCGGAGGCUCCUACGGUACUACAUGGGGUGCCUAUGGUUCUAAUUACUCUGGCGACAAAUGUGCAGGCCCUAAUGGCCAAGCCAAUGGUGACACUGUGAAUGCAACUCUAAUGCAGCCUGGCAUAAAUGGGCCUAUGGGCACUAACUUUCAAGUUAACACAAAUAAAGGGGGAGGUGUAUGGGAGCCUGGGACAGUGAAUUCCCAAAGUUCACCAUGGGGAAGUGGAAAUGGUGUGAAUUCUGGAGGAAGUCGAAGAGGAUGGGGAAGUCCUGCACAAAGCACUGGUACUAGCCUACCCAGUGUUGAGUGGAACAAACUGCCUAGCAAUCAGCAUUCCAAUGACAGUGCAAAUGGCAAUGGUAAGAAGUUUACAAAUGGAUGGAAAUCUACUGAGGAAGAGGAUCAGGGUUCUGCCGCAUCUCAGACAAAUGAGCAAAACAGCGUGUGGGCCAAAACAGGAGGCACAGUGGAGAGUGAUACAGAGAGCACUGGACGCCUUGAAGAAAAAGGAACUGGGGAAAGUCAGAGUAGAGAUAGAAGAAAAACUGAUCAGCACACAUUACUCCAAAGCAUUGUAAACAGAACUGACUUAGAUCCACGUGUCCUGUCCAACUCUGGUUGGGGACAGACUCCUAUUAAGCAGAAUACUGCCUGGGAUACAGAGACAUCACCAAGAGGGGAAAGAAAGACUGACAAUGGGACAGAGGCCUGGGGAAGCUCUGCAACACAGACUUUUAACUCAGGGGCAUGUAUAGAUAAGACUAGCCCUAAUAGCAAUGAUACCUCAUCUAUAUCAGGGUGGGGUGAUCCCAAACCUACCCUGAGGUGGGGAGAUUCCAAAGGCUCAAACUGCCAGGGGGGGUGGGAAGAUGAUUCUGCUGCUACAGGAAUGAUCAAGAGCAAUCAGUGGGGAAAUUGUAAAGAAGAGAAGUCUGCAUGGAAUGAUUCGCAAAAGACUAAACAGGGGUGGGGGGAAGGACAAAAAUCAAACCAAGGUUGGUCCGUUUCUGCCAGUGAUAACUGGGGAGAAACUUCCAGGAGUAACCACUGGGGUGAGGCUAAUAAGAAAUCCAGCUCAGGAGGUAGUGACAGUGACAGGUCCAUUUCUGGUUGGAAUGAACUUGGUAAAACUAGUUCUUUUACUUGGGGAAAUAAUAUAAAUCCAAAUAAUUCAUCAGGAUGGGAUGAAUCUUCUAAACCUAAUUCUUCCCAGGGAUGGGGAGACCCUCCAAAGUGUAAUCAGUCUCUAGGUUGGGGAGAUUCAUCAAAACCAGUUAGUUCUCCAGAUUGGAACAAGCAACAAGACAUUGUUGGAUCGUGGGGAAUCCCGGGAGCCACCAGCAAGCCUCCUGGUACAGGGUGGCUUGGGGGACCUAUUCCAGCUCCAACAAAGGAGGAAGAACCCACAGGCUGGGAGGAGCCAUCCCCAGAAUCUAUUCGACGAAAAAUGGAGAUCGACGAUGGAACUUCAGCUUGGGGAGAUCCGAGCAAAUACAACUACAAAAAUGUGAACAUGUGGAAUAAAAACAUCCCAGAUGGCAGUAGCCGCUCAGACCAGCAAGCACAGGUGCACCGUCUGCUGCCAUCUGCAAGUGUCUCAAGCAAGGAGGCAAGCAGUGGCUCUGGCUGGGGUGAGCCGUGGGGGGAGCCUUCUACUCCAGCCACAACGGUGGAUAAUGGUACUUCAGCCUGGGGUAAGCCUGUAGACAGCGGUCCCAGCUGGGGAGAACCCAUUACCGCGGCAUCCAACACGUCCACAUGGGGCUCCAGCUCUGUUGGUCCACAAUCAUUAAGCAAAUCUGGGCCCAAAUCUAUGCAAGAUGGCUGGUGUGGUGAUGACAUGCCAUUACCUGGAAGUCGCCCCACUGGCUGGGAAGAGGAAGAGGAUGUAGAGAUUGGAAUGUGGAACAGUAACUCAUCUCAAGAGCUUAACUCAUCUUUAAAUUGGCCACCAUAUACUAAGAAGAUGUCCUCAAAGGGUCUGAGUGGCAAAAAAAGGAGAAGGGAAAGGGGAAUGAUGAAAGGUGGAAACAAACAAGAAGACGCGUGGAUAAAUCCAUUUGUUAAACAGUUUUCAAAUAUCAGUUUUUCGAGAGACUCACCAGAAGAAAAUGUACAGAGCAAUAAGAUGGAUCUUUCUGGAGGAAUGUUACAAGAUAAGCGAAUGGAGAUAGAUAAACAUAGCCUAAAUAUUGGUGAUUACAAUCGAACGGUCGGGAAAGGCCCUGGUUCUCGGCCUCAGAUUUCCAAAGAGUCUUCCAUGGAGCGCAAUCCUUAUUUUGAUAAGGAUGGCAUUGUAGCAGAUGAAUCCCAAAACAUGCAGUUUAUGUCCAGUCAAAGCAUGAAGCUUCCCCCUUCAAAUAGUGCACUACCUAACCAGGCCCUUGGCUCCAUAGCAGGGCUGGGUACGCAAAACUUGAAUUCUGUUAGACAGAAUGGCAAUCCCAGUAUGUUUGGUGUUGGAAACACAGCAGCACAACCCCGGGGCAUGCAGCAGCCUCCAGCACAACCUCUCAGUUCAUCUCAGCCUAAUCUUCGUGCUCAAGUGCCUCCUCCAUUACUUUCCCCUCAGGUUCCAGUUUCAUUGCUGAAGUAUGCACCAAACAACGGUGGCCUGAACCCGCUCUUUGGCCCUCAGCAGGUAGCCAUGCUGAACCAGCUAUCCCAACUAAACCAGCUUUCUCAGAUCUCCCAGUUACAGCGAUUAUUAGCGCAGCAGCAGAGGGCGCAGAGUCAGAGAAGUGUGCCUUCUGCUAACCGACAGCAGCAAGACCAGCAGGGUCGACCUCUUAGUGUGCAGCAGCAGAUGAUGCAACAGUCUCGUCAACUUGAUCCAAGCCUGCUGGUGAAGCAGCAGACUCCGCCUUCUCAGCAGCCACUCCAUCAGCCAGCCAUGAAGUCCUUCCUUGACAAUGUCAUGCCCCACACUACACCUGAGCUGCAGAAAGGGCCAUCGCCAGUCAAUGCUUUCAGCAACUUUCCUAUAGGCUUGAACUCAAACUUGAAUGUAAAUAUGGACAUGAACAGUAUUAAAGAGCCACAGUCAAGACUACGGAAAUGGACUGCAGUGGACAGCAUUGCUGUGAACACAUCUUUGGAUCAAAACUCCAGCAAACAUGGUGCUAUUUCAAGUGGUUUUAGGCUGGAAGAGUCUCCAUUUGUCCCCUAUGACUUUAUGAAUAGCAGUACUUCACCAGCCAGUCCUCCAGGUUCAAUAGGAGAUGGCUGGCCCCGUGCCAAAUCGCCUAAUGGCUCUAGCAGUGUUAACUGGCCACCAGAAUUUCGCCCUGGUGAACCAUGGAAAGGUUAUCCAAACAUUGACCCUGAAACUGACCCUUACGUCACUCCUGGCAGUGUCAUAAACAGUCUUUCAGUUAAUACUGUGCGGGAAGUUGACCACCUCAGGGACAGGAACAGUGGGUCAUCCUCAUCCUUGAACACCACGCUGCCUUCAACUAGUGCCUGGUCAUCCAUUCGUGCCUCCAACUACAAUGUUCCCCUCAGCAGUACAGCACAAAGCACUUCAGCCAGAAAUAGUGAUUCCAAAUUGACGUGGUCUCCCGGUUCAGUUACAAACACCUCUCUGGCUCAUGAGCUGUGGAAAGUCCCUUUGCCACCUAAAAACAUCACUGCUCCGUCCCGCCCACCUCCAGGGCUGACUGGUCAGAAGCCACCCUUGUCUACGUGGGAUAAUUCUCCCCUUCGUGUAGGUGGAGGAUGGGGAAAUUCUGAUGCCAGAUAUACCCCAGGGUCCAGCUGGGGUGAGAGCAGCUCAGGGAGAAUAACGAAUUGGCUUGUUUUGAAAAACCUCACACCUCAGAUUGAUGGCUCAACUCUGCGCACCUUGUGCAUGCAGCACGGCCCUCUGAUCACAUUCCAUCUGAACCUCCCGCAUGGAAAUGCUCUGGUCCGUUACAGUUCAAAAGAAGAGGUAGUGAAGGCACAAAAGUCUCUGCACAUGUGUGUGCUGGGGAACACUACUAUUCUCGCUGAGUUUGCCAGUGAAGAGGAGAUCAGUCGCUUCUUUGCACAAAGUCAGUCUCUGACUCCUUCUCCGGGCUGGCAGUCUCUCGGGUCCAGCCAGAGCAGGCUGGGCUCCCUCGACUGUUCCCACUCCUUCUCCAGCCGGACCGAUCUCAAUCACUGGAAUGGUGCUGGGCUGUCGGGAACUAACUGUGGAGACCUUCACGGCACUUCCCUCUGGGGGACCCCACAUUAUUCCACAAGCCUGUGGGGUCCCCCAAGCAGCAGCGACCCCCGGGGAAUUAGCAGCCCAUCCCCCAUUAAUGCUUUUCUUUCUGUUGACCACCUGGGUGGGGGUGGGGAGUCCAUGUAGUUGCAUAGAUGUAGACGCAAACUGUGACCUCAAGACCAGAAGGAAAGGAGCACUAAGUCGGGCUCGCCGCCUGCAGCCAGGGCCACCUGUGGGAACAGCUAUUUCUGCACAUUUUCCACUUUGUUUUCCCCAAAACAUAUCAGUUUGAAUACUUGAAUCAUGCAGGCCACUAUUAUAAUGUGAAGGGUAUCUAUCUAUUUACACUCCCAAAUAGCGCCAUACAGCUAACGUGCGGAACGAGCUCACUUGUGUACUCAUCAUGUCUAGCCUUCGGGUUCCUUCUUCCCUUCACUUCCACCCCAUCCCCACCACCUUUUAGUUUUAUUUUU
This is a messenger RNA of Acomys russatus (golden spiny mouse), 7764 nucleotides long. RefSeq names its product trinucleotide repeat containing adaptor 6A (gene Tnrc6a). Gene Ontology annotation, biological process: miRNA-mediated post-transcriptional gene silencing; positive regulation of nuclear-transcribed mRNA poly(A) tail shortening. Gene Ontology annotation, cellular component: nucleoplasm; P-body. Gene Ontology annotation, molecular function: nucleic acid binding. Bases 1649 to 7435 code for a protein of 1928 amino acids. The transcript is spliced from 24 exons. Lineage: Eukaryota; Metazoa; Chordata; Mammalia; Rodentia; Muridae. The record is from RefSeq and is a predicted model, not a curated record.